CAAAAUGAAAAUUAGUUCCACGAGAUACUUGCUGCGUUGCGGUACGUUUAACGAAGUACUAACGGAAUUUCAAAGUGUUUAUAUGAAUUUUAAAUUUCUAUAAAACUUCGUCGUUAAGAAACGACGUAAAAGAGUUUAAGAAAAAAACGAAUAAAUAGUUUGUACGUGAAACAUGGUUUAAACCGCAAAAACGAAUGUUUUAAAAAAAGAGAGAACGACAAACGAACGCAUUUAGCAAAAUAAAAAACAAAAAUUAGUGCAAAAACAAAAAGGUUUCUUUCGAACAAUAAGCCAAGUUAACAACAUACAAUAAAUAUCUGUUAAAUAUUGUUUGUGGUAGUUGUGAUUUGCUCAAAUUUGGCAUUGUUGUUGCAGAUUUCUUCUCGAGUUGUUUACCGAAAUUUUUGUGAUUUUGUUUUUUUUUUCUGAAAUUUUUUGGCAACUUUUUCUGUUUAACUCUGGCUUUUUGUAUGUGAGUGUAGCUGUGUCUGUAUAUUCUGCCAGUUUUUAUAUUAAACUUGAUUUUAUAGAAAACAAAAUAAACAACGACAACAACCAUAAUACAACAAAUACAUGAUUGAAAUAAAAAAAUCCCAUAAAAACAAAAAAAUAUUUAAAGUGUUUAAAAAAAACAAAGUUUUUUUCUUUAGAGAAAAUUUAAAAUAAAACAUGAAAUAUUAAAUUUAAAAAAAAAUAUCAUACCAUUGCAAACCUCUUUUGAAACCAAAAUCUAAAGUAUUUGAUAAAUAAAUAACAAAGUAUCGAGUUACUUUAUUUAUAUUGUCCUGGAUUAAAUAUAUCUAAAGUACUCGAUGUUGUUUGUGGCCAUUUAAAUAAGAAAAAAAAACAUACAAUUUUUAGAAACAUGAGUGUUUAAAUUGUUAAAAAGAGAAUAUUUAAAAAAUACCAAAAGUUAAAAGAAAAAAAAUUAAAGAAAAUUGUUUGAUUAAAAAGAAAGCAUUUGAAUAUUUAGCAACAUGUUGGAUAAAUCUAAUAACAGUUACUGUGCCAUGGAUUAUGAUGUUCCAGUCACUAGACCUACAAAAAUUAUGAAGAAACUCUAUGCCAAAGCAUUAUAUGAUAAUAUAGCUGACUCACCCGAUGAAUUGGCCUUCAGAAAGGGCGACAUACUUGCUGUCAUUGAACAGGACACUGAUGGUCUCGUUGGUUGGUGGCUGUGUACAUUACGCGGUCGUCAGGGUCUUUGUCCUGGUAAUCGUUUGAGAAUUUUAAAUUCAUACGAUUCGGGUUGUUUUUCACCAUCGCCAGCCUCUUCGCCCUGUCCCUCGUUGGCAGCCAGUACAGCCACUUUAAAUAGUUCAAUUUGUUCGGCGGACAUUUAUGAAAAUACCUCGAUAAACAGUGGCUCCGGCAGUAGUGCCAAUGGUAGUGGCAGCGGUUAUAUUAGCGCCAGUCAAAGCAACAUAACAACCACAUCUUCAACAAGCUGUACAACAGUAACCAGCAACUCCUCAAACUUGCAGCAGCAGCAGACACAACGACAGGGUACACGAAGGUCAUGGCAUGUGUCACCCAACAAGGUCAUUACACCCCAAAGGCAUGGUGAUGUUUAUAUCUACAAUAUACCACAACAAUAUCAACAACAGUCACAUUCACAACAACAUUUAUCGGCACCAGCAGCAACAGCAGCCGCCUGCCAUCAACAAAUCUAUCAAAAUCUUCCAGGAAAAUCAACAUCCACAACAAUAAAUAACGAAUUUGAAACAUACGAUAUACCAAAACCAGCUGUACCCGUUAACUACGAUUCACCACGUAAUCUACAGCGUAAUAUGGCUCAUUUACAGGCAGCAGCAAUGAAAAAUUGUUCCACACCCAUUCAAGAGGAAAACUAUGAUGUACCAAGACCUUUAACAUCACUGCUGCAACAUCAACAUACUCUAACACCGAGUAGUUCGAAUUCAUCGCUAUUGACUAGUGAUAGUCUGUCGUUGUCUUUUUCGUCCUCAAAUCGUUCUUCUUUGGCUAAUAUGCCUGAUUAUGAUAUACCCAGACGUAAUCCUUUGCCGGUUAGGGCGGUGUUGCAACAACAACAACAGCAGCAACAACAACAACAGCAAACGAGACCUUUGUCCAGAGCUUCCAUUAAUGGUAAUUGUUCAACGUAUGAUUUUCCUUUGCCCACAAAUGGCAUGGACAAAUCUAAUUUUAUGAUGAGCCAGAAUCAGGGUAUAACUAGCACCAAAGAGUUGCCAUUGGAAUUGACAUCAGCGUUGGAAACGUUGGCUAAGCUACAAUCGGAGACAACAACUGCUAUAACUAGACUCCUAGCAUUUGUAUCACCCGAUUGGCGCAGCCGUGACAAAUUAGAACCCGUACUAAUGGAAGUAAAACUAGCUGCUGUUCGCUUACGUACAGCUCUACAUGAUCUUGCUGAAUUUGGAGAAGGAGCUCUGGGUAAUGCUUCCAAAUCAGAAGAUCGUACUCUAGCACAAAAACUUAAACCCAUUAUCAGAGCCUUAAGAGAUGCCAAUAAAUUAGUGCAUGAUUCGUGUGAAGUAUUAGAGGCUAAUGGCGGAUGGUCUUUAGAACAUUUGGUACGCACAGAUGAUAAGUCCUUGUGUAAACCACCCGAUAGUUUAGAUCGUUUAAUAGCCUGUGCUCAAACAUUAACCGAAGAUGUACGCUCAACCACCUCGUUCAUACAUGGCAAUGCUUCAUUGCUAUUUAAGAGACAACUAACAGAAGUGGCCGAAGAAACCGGAACACCGCAAUCAACUUCAGUACCCCAAACACCCACAGGAUUGGAUCGUAAUUCCUCAGAAUGGUUAGAGGAUUAUGAUUAUGUUUCAUUUGAGUCUAAAGAUGCGGCGGCACGUAAGAAUUCGGUACUAAGGGAAGCCAUACCUGAGAACCUUAAGAACAAGUUUGAUACUGUGCUCAAGGCAGCUGAGAACACGGUCAUAACCACCGCCAAUGCAGCCACUACACCAAAUGGCAAAAAACCACAAAUGGAAUUGACAGACAAGGAUAAAAUGCUGGUGCGCUAUUAUGCUGUACAAAUUACCACCCAUAUGGGUAAUCUAAGUCAAGCCAUUGAUUCUUUUCUCGAGACAGUGGAGAAAAAUCAACCACCCAAAUUCUUUAUAGCCUAUGGCAAAUUUGUAGUGGUCAGUGCCCAUAAUCUAGUGACCAUAGGCGAUAUAGUGCAUCGUAAUGUUUCCAAACAAGAUUUGAAAGAGAAAAUCUUACGUUGUACCAAUAACUUGGCGGAAGCUUUAAAGACCUGUGUAUUGAAAUCUAAACAAGCAGCCGCUCAUUUUCCCAGUGUCACUGCCGUUCAAGAAAUGGUCGAUUCUGUGGUCGAUAUCAGUCAUUUAGCGUCCGAUUUGAAAACGGUUAUGUUGCAUGCAGUACAGUUGACUAUAUAAUUGAAAAUAGAGUGAAAAAGAAAAAGAUUCGUGUAGAGACUUUAAAAAAGUCUUCCAGCUAUUUAGAAUUAGAAAAAAAAGCUUUUUCAAAAGUUUUCUUUUUUUCGUUAUUUUUCGCAAUGAACUUUUUACUACCGAAAAGGAUGAAGUUUAUACAGGUCUGAAGGUUCCAUUAAAAGUAUCUGGUGGUAACAAAAUUCAUAUAAUAAAAUUAAAUUUAUACUUAUAUAGUCUGAAAUCAGCGUAUCGUUCCUUAUUAAAUAAAUCAUUAAAGAAAAAAACAAAUACCAGCAAAUUUAUACAAAAAAAAAAAUAAAACAGUAAAAAAGAAAUUAUUUCUUAAAACAAGGCAAAAUAUUUAAACAAAAUAUCAAUAAUUUAAAUUUUAAUUUGUGAUAUAAAACGACGAAAAAAUUUAAUUUAAAAUAAUACUGGGUUUAAUUUGUUAUCAUGGGAAAGAGGAAAAGCUUAAGGGAUCUUGAAUGAAAAAAUUAUACAAAAUUUGCUAAUGAGUUAAAAGAGAUUUGUAAGUCCAAACUAAAAUUAAAGCUUUUUUGUUUUAAUCACAGUGGUCGGCAGAAAGAGUACCAAAAAAACUAGCAGAGAUCUGAUCUUAAUUACACAAUCGUUAUCUAAUAUUAAAAGCUCAAAGGCUUAAAAAAAGAAGAGACACUAAGCUUUAUGUUAAUGAGUUAAGAGAGAACUGUGAGUCCAAACUAAAAUUAAAGCUUUUUCGCUUCAAUGGGCAGAAGGAGAAUCAAAAAUUAACAU
Molecule: messenger RNA, 4160 nt
Organism: Lucilia sericata (common green bottle fly)
Lineage: Eukaryota; Metazoa; Arthropoda; Insecta; Diptera; Calliphoridae
Gene: p130CAS
Product: breast cancer anti-estrogen resistance protein 1
Exons: 5
Coding region: 978-3389 (803 amino acids)
Biological process (GO): cell surface receptor protein tyrosine kinase signaling pathway; cell migration
Cellular component (GO): plasma membrane; cytoplasm
Molecular function (GO): protein binding
Source: RefSeq, a predicted model, not a curated record